AUGGCUACCACUCAGGGUCCUGCUGGGGUGCAUGACCGCAAUGGAAGACGCCGUCCAUUUUCGAGUUGGAUGAGGCGACUAGCAAGCCUAAAGAACUCUGACUCAACUUCAAAUCGAUGGUCUCAUAAGCGCUCUACCGGUACCAAGGGUAAGAAAGGCGACCAGGCCAAUAACCCAUAUCCACUAUCGGGCACGAUCAAUCGUCACACAGGAAGUCAGACACCGACCGAGUCAUACACAGAUGAUCAUUAUGGUGAUGACUCCCACUCGAGAAGUGAUCCAUCUCUGGUAUCUUCGGGAUAUGAAAACCCCACCCCCUUGACAAAUGCAAAGUCCGCCGCGCCGACCAUCUCCACGAACGGUGAUGCCGGGUAUUCUGAGGCCACAUAUUCCAAGGCAGGGACCCUGACAACUGGCACAGAGGGAUUCAGCACACACGGAGGAGGAGAAGGCAGCACAUUUUCGUCGCCCGCACCUUCGGUUCGUUCGUUGGCCACUACCCUGACGACCGUGCACUCAGCAGCACCCUCAACCCAGUUGUACAAUGCACAGAACGGCCAUGGACACCACGGGAACUCCAACCAGACCUCUACAAACCAAGCCGUUCAUUUCAGCCAUCAAUUUCCUCCAAACUCGUCUCCGGCCACCGCAGUCCCCCAACACCUAGUCUCUCAGACCCACGGCAUGACCUACAGCACAGCGACCGCCAACAACGCCUUGAACGAUAACGCUUCUGUGCUGACUCUGGCAAGUUCAUCUAAACGUCGUCGCCGCAAUUCCUUGGACACCAAUGCAUCAGUCCGCGGCCUGGCCCCGUCCUCGGUAUUCGGUGGCAGCCGUGAGAGUUUACCACUGAGUGUGUUGAGUGGAAAUACAAAUGAACAAUCCAACGCCUCUAUCUUCAACGCGCCUGGUGUAUUGAAUCGACCCAGCAUCGUCGGUCUUGCUAGCGCCGAGCGCAUUAGCGUCUACUCGUCUACCGGAGCAACACCUCUCACAACCACCAAUGCAGAGCGGGGCAGCUUGUACGCCAAACAAACCACUGGGGACACAGCAAGCAUCCGCAGUGGAGUACAAUCCCACAAUCGAAACGAUAGCUCCGCCGCAAGUGUUGCAGGGGUGGUGACCAGUCCUCUAGCCAUGACCGGUCGCAUGAGCCGGAGGAGCUCUGGUUGGGGAGAAAUCACUGGCGAGGAAGACGAAGACAACACUGAUGACAAGCUCGGCGAGAAGAUAGAAGAAGGCGAAGAGAUGAACAAGCACGAAGCCAGUUCUCUCAAUGAGACGCCGAAGAAAUAA
Molecule: messenger RNA, 1299 nt
Organism: Penicillium salamii
Lineage: Eukaryota; Fungi; Ascomycota; Eurotiomycetes; Eurotiales; Aspergillaceae
Source: the annotation of a GenBank genome assembly